AUGGAGAGCAACUCACGACCCGAAUCACCAGAGGCGCCGCCACAGGAUCUCUGGUCUAGUAUCCUAGACUCUGUCUCUUCGUCACGGUCCAUACCUUCGAAACAAGUCUUGAUCUUGGGCCAACCCUCGACUGGCAAGUCGACGCUUUCGUCCGCUUUCUUGCAGAAACCACCAUCAGACGGCGGAAAGGAUGAGCCAGCCACCGACUUUGCGAUGGGAUAUGACUGGGCAGAUGUGAGGGACGAAGGGGAGGAAGAUAUACUGGCACGACUGUCCGUAUACACUGUGCCAUCAUCUGCCAAGGCAUACACGUCUCUGGUGCCCCACUUUCUACCGCCACGAGCAUCUUUGCCCCAUACUGCUGUCGUGAUUGUGCUUGACUGGACUAAGCCUUGGACGUUCGUGGAGGAGCUAUUGACAUGGUUGAUCUGGAUCGAGGACUGGGUGAAGGGCGACUCGUCUCGAGAAACCGUCAUUGCUCGAGAGGAGAACAGGGAACGACUGCAACACUACUUCCAGCAUUAUACCGAACCAUCUACUGAACCUAUACCCGCCACUACAUCGACACUACAGGACACCGUCUUGGAGAUACCCCCAGGCGCGCUGACGAACAACUCCGCCGGCGUGCCGAUUCUUGUUGCAUGCACGAAAGCCGAUCUGAUCGAUGACAACAAUGACAUUGCUGGCGCAGGAGCACCGGGUGGCAUGGGCGGCAUGGUGAAAGGAAAGGGUGGCGAGUGGGAAGAGCGUACGGACGGGAUCAUGCAAGUACUGCGUACUAUCUGCUUGCGAUAUGGCGCGUCUCUAUUCUAUACUACUCCGCAACCUGCGACUCUGCAAGUGCUGCGGCAAUACGCGCUACAUAUGCUUUUCAUACCUCCCGCUCCGGCGCCUGGCUCUGAGCCCACUGCACCGCCACGGAACCCCUUCCCGUUCACCCAAAAGCCAAACACGCUCGACCGUGACCGCAUCGUCGUGCCGACAGGCUGGGACAGUUGGGGAAAGAUCACGUUAUUGCGUGAAGGGUUUGAAGCGAAGGCUUGGGGCGAGGCUUGGGAGCGUGCACUAGAAGUCGCGGCAGGAGAGACUGUCACAGAGCCCAUCGCGACCAAGAUGUACGCUCAACUUGUACCAGAUCAGGGACCGAAGCCUCAUACACUCCCGCCGCUCAACGAGCCUAUGCCGGAGCAAACCUUCCUCGCAAAGAACUACGACGAGAUCGCGAAGAAGGGCGACAAAGACCCGCGCGGUAUAUUCCGCAACCCGACGGAGACACCGGCCGCCGGUGUUGUCGGCCCUCUGGGGAGCACAUCACUCGGUCUGCCUAUGGUCGAGCGUGCGCUCGAGGACAUGGAGAGUAGCAUGAACCUCGGCGCUAGCACGCUCGGCGCAAGCACAACGAGGAGACCCGGUGCACCGGCCGCACCCGUACCGCGGUCCGCGUUGGCUGCUGGUCAAGGACCUCGUAGUCCGUCGACACCAACGAUCCCCGGGGCACCAGGUGGUCAAUCGAACCAUGAGGUUCUGCAUAACUUCUUCCAGAGCUUGCUUAGCUCAAAGGAUCGGGCUGGCGCGAGCGCCGCGGCUGCUCAGGCGGGUGGUCCUCCGCCGCGUACGAAUGGUAGUGCUGGUGGCGGCGGAGGAAGCGGUAGCGGUACGGAGGAUGGUGGAGGUUGA
This is a messenger RNA of Peniophora sp. CBMAI 1063, 1677 nucleotides long. NCBI's taxonomy places the organism in Eukaryota, Fungi, Basidiomycota, Agaricomycetes, Russulales, Peniophoraceae. The record is from the annotation of a GenBank genome assembly.